GGGGCCGGAGUUCCAAGUUGAACCGGCCAGUCACUUGCCUGUCAUCACACUGCUUGUCUGUUCACUGGGGAAGGAGACUUAGGCUGGGGUCCUGCACAAACUGGAACCCUAUGGGGUCUCUGUGGGCACUGAGGCGGAACAGCAGGAGCAGCUGUCCUUUUAGCCGCCUUUGUUACUGAGAGAAGGGGGGAAAUGGUCACAUGAUUGUCCCUGUCCCGAAAAGAGAAAGGGAAGGACUCAAGCGGGAAGGAGCUUUGAGAUACUGCAUGUGCCUUAUCUGAAUGGACUGGGGAGAGGACUGGAUUUCUCAGAAAGAUUCAGCUGACAUGAGCACAGGCUUGCAGGAGCAGCUGGCACAAUGAGCUGGAGCUUCUUGACGCGCCUCCUAGAAGAAAUCCAUAACCACUCAACUUUUGUGGGCAAGAUUUGGUUGACUGUUCUGAUUGUCUUCCGCAUUGUGUUGACUGUUGUGGGAGGAGAGUCCAUCUACUACGAUGAGCAAGCCAAGUUUGUGUGCAACACUGGGCAACCGGGCUGCGAGAACGUGUGUUAUAAUGCGUUUGCUCCCCUCUCCCACGUUCGCUUCUGGGUUUUCCAAAUCAUCUUAGUGUCUACACCAUCCCUCUUUUACCUCGGAUACGCCAUCCACAAAAUAGCAAGGACGGAGGACCACAUGGAGCAAGAAAGAAGGACAAAGCACAGAAUGUUCCCGAUGCGCUGGAAGCAGCAACAAGGCAUAGGGAAUGCUGACGAUGACAAUGAAGAGGACCCCAUGAUGUACCCCGAAACUGACAUUGUAAGCGAGAGGAGCAAGCGUGAAUGUAUGCACAGCAGGGUAAAACACGACGGGCGACGGCGCAUCCAUGCUGAUGGACUGAUGAGGAUUUACGUUCUUCAGCUACUUUUCAGAACAUUUUUUGAAGUGGGAUUUCUGGCUGGACAGUUCUUCCUGUAUGGGUUUGAAGUCACCCCAAUAUAUGUGUGUGAUACAAAGCCUUGCCCUCACAAUGUGGAUUGCUUCAUAUCUCGACCCACUGAAAAGACCAUAUUCUUGCUUAUUAUGUAUGGAGUAAGCGGCCUUUGCUUGCUCCUCAAUGUCUGGGAAAUGCUCCACCUCGGGUGCGGGGCGAUACUUGACGCGAUUAACAGUAGGAAGAAGGAGUCUGAUGAUACCUCUGCUUACAAUUACCCUUUCACGUGGAACACCCCAUCAGCUCCCCCCGGGUACAAUAUUGUUGUGAAACCUGAUCAAAUACAGUUCACAGAUCUCUCAAAUGCCAAAAUGGCUUACAAACAGAACAGGGCCAACAUCGCUCAGGAGCAACAAUAUGGCAGCAGUGAGGACAAUAUCCCCGCCAGUCUGGAGCACUUGCAACGGGAAAUCAGGGUUGCUCAGGAGAGGCUACAAAUGGCCAUCCAAGCCUACAACAGCCAAAGCCAUCUGCCCUCCUCCAAAGAAAAGAAGAUCAAGAAGGGCUCCAACAAGAGCAGCGUCAGCAGCCGCUCUGGGGAUGGAAAGAUGUCUGUGUGGAUUUAAUGUGAGUGCUGAUGACUUGUCUCCGGGAGGAAAAGCGAGCAGAGUAAUAACUUCCAUUCGUGUAAAUAUUUUGGAUUUGUUACUAUUUAAAGUGACUCACACGGCAAAGGGCCGGGGCUAUAGACAAUAAUAAAGACACUGAAUCUGCAGAACGUUAAACGUCUUCUUAUUGUAGCAGAUCCCAUGGCUCUGACGUAAGUGUCGGAUAGGGAUGGUACCACAGUACUAAGCCUAGCGCCUCUUUUUUAUUGGACGUUUUAUUCUGUCUUUUUUUAUAAUGACCGUAAACUGCUUAUUUACCCCAUUUGUUUUUGUUUUUUUUAUGUGUUGGAUACCCGCCCCCUCUCACCAACCGGAUGAGUCAAAGCAAAAAAGAAGGCUGAAUGUUAAGUUUCUGAGCCUGUGUUAAAUAAGUGCAUUAAACAUUCUGCUUCCGGAC
Molecule: messenger RNA, 1976 nt
Organism: Xenopus tropicalis (tropical clawed frog)
Lineage: Eukaryota; Metazoa; Chordata; Amphibia; Anura; Pipidae
Gene: gjc1
Product: gap junction protein gamma 1
Exons: 3
Coding region: 359-1537 (392 amino acids)
Biological process (GO): transmembrane transport; cell communication
Cellular component (GO): connexin complex; gap junction; plasma membrane
Source: RefSeq, a predicted model, not a curated record